AUGCACAUACCAUGGCUCCUGCCGCUCUUCGCAGUCCUUGUCGUCGCUUCGGACGACAAUGAUACUCUCUGGGGUGCCUACAGACCUAAUCUCUACUUUGGAAUGCGCCCACAAAUACCACAAAGCCUUAUGACUGGUCUUAUAUGGUUCGGUGCUCACGACUAUCAGUCCGUCUCCCGGCCACGUCAUGCAUGUUCUCAGGAUGACCAACUACGUUCCUAUACGUGGAAUGUCUACGACCCUCGCCAAGGCGGUGUACAAACCAUUGAAGACACUCUGAACAACGUCCGAAUUACAACAGAGUUCAUCAAGGUUAGUGGUGGCCAAAACGGCGGCAGCUGGGCUGCUCGUGUAAAAGGAGAACCCCUUAAUCCUUCCGCAAUGUCACGCCCUUCCCUCAUUUGGUAUCUUGGAUUGGAGGGUCUAGGAGGCCUAGAUAUGGACACCGACGAGGAGGAAGAUGGAUUGGAUGGCGAAGUCAAAUUCUCUGGAUCGACACCCGAGUUGGACGAGUUCACAAUCCGCAUAGUUGACCAUCCCGACAAUUCGUACAUCACAGAGGGUCCCCAUGCGUCCGCGUUCUCUGCUCGCGCCGGAAAGACCCAUUACUUAGGACAGCCCAUACCUACAGGACAUAUCUGGCAAGCGCGCGAUUCUAUCUUACAAGCCAUGAUCAAGCGUGCCCAAGAUGUUAUUGCACCUUAUGCAGACCCAGCGGUUGGACUUCCCGAUCCCUCCUUCAUUCUUCAGCUCCCCGAUGAGGUGUACAGUGGCUCCAACCUUUACGCGAUCCAGAAAACAUUUAAAGGGCCCUUCCAAUUCGAUGUAUUUUUUGACAGCGCAUCUCUGACCCAAAAGCUUACUUCCGCCGUUCUUGACCAAGGCAUUCCCUCGUUAACCAAGUCGUACGUUUCACGCUUCUCUCGAAUCUUCCCCAUCCCUUCCUCAUAUCCAUCCACUUCUGAACUGGAGUCCUUUUCACAAGCUAUCACUGCCAACUUGAUGGGGGGUGUUGGAUAUUUCCAUGGCACCUCCAUCAUCGACAAAUCUUUCUCUUUUGAAUGGGAUGAAGAUGAUGAAAGCUCUGAUGACGAUGUCCCUCCGGAACAGCGUGGUCCCCAACUUUCUGAACCCAAAUCCCUUCUCACUGCUACGCCCAGUCGGAGUUUCUUCCCCCGUGGAUUCUAUUGGGAUGAAGGCUUCCAUCUAUUACAUAUUGGACAAUGGGAUGACGCAUUAGCAUUAGAAAUACUCAAGAGUUGGAUCAAUCUGAUCGACGAGGAUGGCUGGGUGGGAAGAGAACAGAUUCUCGGCGAGGAGGCCAGAAGCAAAGUACCACCUGAAUUCCAAACACAAUACCCAAAGUAUGCUAAUCCGCCUACACUUACAAUGGCUAUCACUGCCUAUAUUAGCCGCGUCAAAGCCGCUGAUUCUGGUCCGUCUCUCGCUGAUCUGGGUAUGGGCACGCAGCAGACACCACUUGACGUCCAAGGAAGCGAUACUCCUGAGGCUCGUACACCCACUUUCGCCCUGCCGUUCCUCAAAUCAAUCUACCUACCUCUCCGACGGCACUAUGACUGGUUCCGACGCACACAGCGUGGACUUAUUAAACCAUAUGCUAGGCGGGCCCGUUCGCGAACUGAGGCGUACCGAUGGAGGGGGCGCAACCUUAACCACGUUUUAACGUCGGGAAUGGAUGAUUAUCCCCGUAGUACGCCUCAUGCUGGCGAGCUUCACCUGGAUCUCAUUUCAUGGAUGGGUUUCUUCACACGUACAAUGAAAGAGAUUGCGGAUUUCGUUGGCGAGACGGAUGACGCCUUAUCGUUUGGUGAGAUCUACGAGAACAUUGUGGGAAACAUUGAUGAUCUGCACUGGGAUGAGGAAGAAGGGAUGUACUGUGACGCGUCUGUAGAUGACGAAGACGAAUCAAUGCCCGUUUGUCACAGGGGAUAUCUGUCACUAUUCCCAUUCUUGCUGGAACUCGUACCUGUGGACUCUCCCCAUCUUGGAAAGAUUCUCGAUCUCGUUCGGGAUCCUGAGCAUUUAUGGUCUCCUUACGGUCUCCGGAGCUUGUCUGCUAGCCAUCCGGAAUUUGGACAAGGAGAAAAUUACUGGAAGGGACCAAUUUGGGUACAAAUGAAUUUCCUGGCCUUGAGAGCUUUGCAUCAGACGUAUGCAGCACAGGAAGGUCCGUUCCAGGCACGAGCACAAGAAAUAUAUGACGAGCUUAGGCGAAACGUGGUGGAUAACGUUUUCAAGGAGUACCAACGCACAGGAUAUGUGUGGGAGCAGUAUGAUGCUUUGACAGGUGAGGGAAGGCGGAGUCAUCCGUUCACUGGUUGGACAUCCUUGGUGACAUUAAGUAAGUCACAACUUGACUUCAAAAAAAGAAUGUAG
Messenger RNA from Guyanagaster necrorhizus, 2397 nucleotides. RefSeq names its product glycoside hydrolase. Gene Ontology annotation, biological process: protein N-linked glycosylation; oligosaccharide metabolic process. The record is from RefSeq and is a predicted model, not a curated record. Gene Ontology annotation, molecular function: Glc3Man9GlcNAc2 oligosaccharide glucosidase activity. The transcript is spliced from 8 exons. Gene Ontology annotation, cellular component: endoplasmic reticulum membrane. NCBI's taxonomy places the organism in Eukaryota, Fungi, Basidiomycota, Agaricomycetes, Agaricales, Physalacriaceae. The coding region runs from base 1 to 2397 and encodes 798 amino acids.